AUGAAGCUGGUAGUGGAGGUUAUUGAUGCUCAUGAUCUUAUGCCCAAAGACGGUGAGGGAUCAGCAAGUCCAUUUGUGGAAGUAGACUUUGAAAACCAACUAAGCCGAACCAGAACUGUCCCAAAGAACCUCAACCCCACUUGGAAUCACAAACUGUUCUUCCAUUUAGAUUCAACCAAACCUUACCAUCACCAAACUAUUGAAGUCUCAGUCUACCAUGAGAGGAGGAGACCUAUUCCCAGCCGAAACUUCCUCGGAAGGGUAAGAAUUCCUUGUUCUAUUCUAGUUAAGGAAGGUCAAGAAGUUUAUCAAACUUACCCACUAGAGAACAAGUGGUUUUUCUUUUCUGCGAAGGGUGAAAUUGGCCUGAAAAUCUAUAUUGCAUCCCAGUCUAAACCCAAAGCUAUCUCUUCCUUUUUUCCUUCAGAAUUAGAAAAACUCUCACCUUCAACUUCGCCACAACUACCAGAGUCUACAACUACUAAUAUUCCUCAUUGUACUCCCUCAACCACAGAAAAUUUAGACCUUACUGACAAAACAUUAGAAGCUGAACCCAAAGCUGAAGGUCCUGAAUUUUACACCUCAAAAGCAACCACAGAAGAAGCAGAAGAAGUAUAUUCAACUUCAGUGACAAACUUCCCCCCUGCAACAGGUAAGUUUAGUGGGAUUAAUACUGAUCAAUAUCCAAAGAAGGAAAGCAAAGAACCUGUCCUAGAGAUAACUCAACAACUACACAAACACCAAGUUCUCCAGCAGCCAAUGAUUUCAAUAAAGAGACGACAACGAGGUACUCCAGUCACAAUGCACUCAGUUAACCCCCAAGUUCAUCCCAGUAGCCAGCACUCAGUUAACCCUCAAGUCCAUCCUAGUAGCCAUGAUGAAGACUACAAUCUGAAGGACACCAAUCCACAACUAGGGGAGCGGUGGCCUAAUGGUGGAGCUUAUGGAGGAAGAGGGUGGAUGAGUGGUGGUGAAAGAUCCACAAGCACAUAUGACCUUGUUGAGCAGUUGUUCUAUUUGUAUGUUCGGGUAGUGAAAGCCAGAGAUCUUCCUCUAAGCACUCUCACUUCAAGCAGCGAUCCUUACGUGGAAGUGAAGUUGGGGAACUACAAAGGAAGAACAAAGCACUUUGAGAAGAAAUCAAACCCAGAGUGGAACCAAGUCUAUGCUUUCUCCAAAGACAGAAUUCAAUCUUCUGUUUUAGAAGUCAUUGUGAAAGAUAAAGAAAUGAUGGGCAGAGAUGAAUAUCUUGGAAGGGUGGUUUUUGAUCUCAAUGAGGUUCCAACCAGAGUUCCACCAGACAGUCCACUGGCUCCUCAGUGGUACAGACUUGAGGAACGAAGAGGAGAAGGGAAAGUUAGGGGUGAUAUUAUGCUUGCAGUUUGGAUGGGAACUCAAGCUGAUGAAGCUUUCUCAGAUGCUUGGCAUUCAGAUGCUGCCACUGUGUAUGGGGAGGGUGUUUUCAACAUCAGAUCAAAGGUUUAUGUGUCACCAAAACUGUGGUAUCUAAGGGUCAAUGUCAUUGAAGCACAAGAUGUGAUACCAAGUGACAGAAGUCGCCUGCCAGCGGUUUUUGUGAAAGCUCAGAUGGGAAGCCAAGUACUAACAACCAAGCUAUGUCCAAGUAGAACAACUACACCAAUUUGGAAUGAAGAUUUUGUUUUUGUGGCUGCUGAACCAUUUGAGGAGCAAUUGACAAUAACUGUGGAGGACCGUGUGAACCCUUCAAAAGAUGAGGUACUUGGGAAGAUAAUCUUACCAUUGACGCUCUUUGAGAAGCGGCUAGACCACCGGCCAGUUCAUUCUCGUUGGUUCAAUCUUGAGAAAUUUGGUUUUGGAAUGCUAGAAGCUGAUAGGAGGAAGGAGCUUAAAUUUUCCACCAGGAUUCACCUGAGAAUUUGCCUUGAAGGUGGAUACCAUGUUCUGGAUGAAUCCACUUUGUACACAAGUGACCAAAGACCAACUGCUAGACAGCUAUGGAAGCAGCCUAUUGGGAUACUUGAAGUAGGCAUCUUAGGAGCACAAGGGCUUCUCCCAAUGAAGAUGAAGGAUGGUCGUGGCAGCACAGAUGCAUAUUGUGUUGCCAAGUAUGGCCAGAAAUGGGUCAGAACAAGAACAAUUCUUGACACUUUUAGUCCCAAAUGGAAUGAGCAAUACACAUGGGAGGUUUAUGAUCCUUGCACUGUAAUAACACUGGGGGUUUUUGACAAUUGCCAUUUAGGUGGAGGGGAAAAAGGCUCUGGUGGCAGUGGAGACCGGGAUGUACGAAUUGGAAAGGUAAGGAUUAGACUCUCAACAAUGGAAACUCAGAGAAUUUACACACAUUCUUACCCACUUCUUGCUUUGCACCCACAUGGUGUUAAGAAGAUGGGUGAGCUUCAGCUAGCAGUGAGGUUCACUACCCUCUCAGUAGCUAAUAUGGUUUAUAUUUAUGGGCAAUCCUUAUUGCCCAAGAUGCAUUACUUACAUCCUUUCACAGUUAAUCAAGUAGACAAUUUAAGGUACCAAGCCAUGAAUAUUGUAGCUGUGAGGCUGGGCAGAGCUGAACCUCCCCUCAGGAAGGAGGUGGUGGAGUACAUGUUGGAUGUUGAUUCCCACAUGUGGAGCAUGAGAAGAAGCAAAGCUAACUUCUUUCGUAUCAUGUCACUUUUCUCUAGCAUAAUCACAAUGGGGCAAUGGUUUAGCCAAGUUUGCCAUUGGAAGAAUCCCAUCACAUCAGUUGUAGUUCACAUUCUUUUUCUGAUAUUGAUUUGGUACCCAGAAUUGGUACUUCCAACUCUCUUUCUCUACAUGUUCUUGAUUGGCAUGUGGAACUAUAGGUUCCGUCCUAGACACCCACCUCACAUGGAUACUAAACUCUCAUGGGCAGAAGCAGUUCACCCAGAUGAACUUGAUGAAGAGUUUGACACAUUCCCAACUUCUAGAUCGCAUGAUGUGGUAAGAAUGAGGUAUGACAGGCUUAGAAGUGUAGCAGGUAGGAUACAAACAGUUGUUGGGGACAUAGCUACACAAGGAGAAAGAUUUCAGUCUCUUUUGAGCUGGAGAGACACCAGAGCUACUAGCCUCUUCUUAGUGUUCAGCUUUUGUUCAGCUGUGAUUCUCUAUGCAACACCACCAAGAGUAGUGGCUUUGGUAACAGGUUUGUAUUAUUUGAGGCAUCCAAGGUUUCGCAGCAAGCUGCCUUCUGUACCCAGCAAUUUCUUCAAGAGGCUACCAGCUCGAACAGAUAGCAUGCUUUGA
Messenger RNA from Gastrolobium bilobum, 3240 nucleotides. RefSeq names its product FT-interacting protein 1-like. NCBI's taxonomy places the organism in Eukaryota, Viridiplantae, Streptophyta, Magnoliopsida, Fabales, Fabaceae. Bases 1 to 3240 code for a protein of 1079 amino acids. The record is from RefSeq and is a predicted model, not a curated record. The transcript has a single exon.